Penicillium argentinense is the source of this 1212-nucleotide messenger RNA. RefSeq names its product putative proline racemase. Gene Ontology annotation, molecular function: hydro-lyase activity. The record is from RefSeq and is a predicted model, not a curated record. The transcript has a single exon. NCBI's taxonomy places the organism in Eukaryota, Fungi, Ascomycota, Eurotiomycetes, Eurotiales, Aspergillaceae. Bases 1 to 1212 code for a protein of 403 amino acids.
AUGGAUCCCUCAAAUCUACCCGCCUUUCAAGACGAUGGCGCCAUCAAACCCAUCACCUGCGUCGAAAUGCACACGGCCGGCGAGCCAACCCGCAUUCUCUGGUCCGGCUUCCCCAAAUUGACAGGAACGCUCAUGGAGCAACGCGCCCAGGCGAAGGCGCAAUCAGACGAAUUCCGUCGUCUUCUCAUGUUGGAGCCGCGCGGUCAUUAUGAUAUGUACGGCGCCAUUCUCUGUGCUGAGACCGAGCUGGUGGCGGCAGGAAAGGCGGAUAUCGGCGUCUUGUUCACGCAUAAUGAAGGGUUCUCGACUAUGUGUGGACAUGCGACGAUUGCUCUUGGACGGUUUCUUGUUGAUGUUGGUGAGUCAGUCUUCCCGCGCCGGGGUCAGUUGAAGUAUGAUAGUGCUUCUGGCACGACUCAUCUCAAUCUGCAUGUUCCUUGUGGACUUGUCGAGGUUACCGUGCCCACCCUGCCAACUGGAAAGUCGGAUCCCUCGCAGCCGGUGUCGUUUGUCUCGGUUCCGUCUUUUGCAACUGCGACCUCUCUGGAGGUUCAGCUGCCAGAGACGCAUCGGUGGCCGGAACUAAAAGGCCGGACUUCGGUGACGGCUGACUUUGCCUAUGGCGGAGCAUACUACUGCCUGAUUAGCGCCGAAGAGUUGGGCUUCCCUAAGGGACUGGGGGAGGUCGAGCUGCAAGAGAUGGACAAUGCAACACGACUCCUGAAGGAGGUCAUUAGCUCCAACCCGGAUCUCGCCUACCUGACUCGAGAUAUUGUCACCGGCGAGCAGGGGUAUCUGUAUAGCAUCAUGAUCACAGACAUGCGACUCGGUCACGUCAACGCUGCGGAGGGCACAGCUGCUUUCCGAGCACAGCAGAGAUCUGAUAGUGAGGAGACCGGCCUUUGCUUCUUUGCCAAUCAGCAGAUCGAUCGGUCUCCAACAGGUGGGUGCGUCGCGGCGCGAGUGGCCCUCGCGCACGUCAAGGGGACCUUGUCAACGGGUGGAAAGCGCAUCUAUAACUCGUUAGUCACUCGUGCUCACAAGCCGCUUUCGGGUUUUGUUGGGUCCGUUGCAAACAGUGAGCAAGGUCGUCCGUGGGUGAAGGUGCGGGUAGAGGGAUAUGCCUACUAUACUGGAUAUCACAAUUUUGUGGUUGAGAAGGAAGAUGGACUAGGUGUGGAUGGAUUCUCGGUCAAGGAUAUUGCCAUGUAA